Messenger RNA from Callithrix jacchus (white-tufted-ear marmoset), 2058 nucleotides. RefSeq names its product chromosome 9 C12orf50 homolog (gene ZC3H11D). NCBI's taxonomy places the organism in Eukaryota, Metazoa, Chordata, Mammalia, Primates, Cebidae. Gene Ontology annotation, biological process: poly(A)+ mRNA export from nucleus. The record is from RefSeq and is a predicted model, not a curated record. Gene Ontology annotation, molecular function: metal ion binding.
UUUCUAUUAUAAACGUAUAAACUGGUUUAUAGUCCAUAUUAAAUCAGAACAUUUAAAGAUUAAAAUAUGCUAUUUUAUUUUUGCUAGUCCUUUUUAGUUAAUGAGUAAGGGAAAUACAGUGUUCACUCAGGUAAACUAGCCUGCAGUUCCAUGUGAGGUCAUUUAUGAUGAGCAAACAAUGGAUUAGGUAACGACGAGGAAAAUUCUGGAAGUUUGAGUUUGUGCGCUUACUAGCAACCACUUUCAACAUUUCUGCAAAGCUAGAGAAGGUAUCUUCUAAUUUAAAUUUCUUUAAGAAUUAUCUAUUGUGUAAUAUACCGUCGACAGGAGGUCAGUUUUAAAGGAAUACUACUGAUAGCCUGAAAGACUGUGAAAAAGAUAUUCUUUUUCUCUCUUACACACUGAUAGUUCUUAUGUUUGCAUUUCUGGAAUUCUUAUACGUAUAUAUUUUUCAAAAAAAUUGGAUUAGCAGCAAGAGAGUUGAAAAUGACAGAAGUUGGGAAUGACUGCUAUUUCUUUUUUAAUUCCACAUGCAUAAAGGGUUCCCAGUGCCAAUUUCGACACUGUGAAGAGGCCCUUGGCAGUGACACUGUGUGCUCAUUAUGGAGAGAGAGGAAAUGUUUAGAUCCACUUUGCAGAUUUAGACACAUGGAAAUGCAGCAAAACUGCAGCAUUUCCUGCUUCUGGGAAACCCAACCUCUUGGUUGUGUGAAGAUCAGUUGUAUCUUUUAUCACAGCAAACCUCGAAAUAUCAAUGGAUUAUUUUUGCCACCAAGUAGCAAUAUCACACUACAGAAAGAAAGUCAGGAAGGAAUUCCACUCCAGACCAAGAAUCAGGAACCUCUAAAACCUCAGGAAAAUGUGUCACGACCCAUCCACAAUCCUUUAGUUUUAAAAACCAAUUUUGAGGAAGAAGAGGAAAUAGAUGAACAAAAUGAUGCUUCUAGUUUAUGGACAAAGACUCCUGAAGAAAUUGAAGAAAAAAGAGCAAUUAAGGAGAUGUGUUAUAAAUCUGGAGAGUACUACAGAGUUCAUACUCCUCCAGAUAUUUCAUCCUCGAAAAGUGUGGCCCCUACAGCAGAAAAAGAGUCAGAAAAGCCUUUGGAAAGUGGCAGUGAAUUGCAAGAAGGAGAUAGUCUUACAGUUCCGACAAAAUUUAGCCAAUAUGAAAGGCAAGGUGAAAUAAAAUCAUCAUUGCAUAGGAAAACAGGGACUGACAUUGCUGCUUCUGAAAAUGGAGGAGGUGACUGUUAUGUUCCACAGAGGAUCAUGUUUCUUGGAGUAGAUGAAAAUGAAGCUUUAAUGGAAGAGAAAGAAAUCAGCAUAUCAAAAUGUUCAAAUACUAAAGUGAGUGGUGUCCAGCCGAGGAAGCCUCAUUUUAAAGGUGUGAAAAAAAGAAAAUGGAUUUAUGAUGUACCAAAGAACUUUCCUGGCUCUGGAAUGCAGAGAGCAGUACAGACCCCAAGUCCCCAAAAUAAAAUGAGUUACCAUCGCAAUAAUAAAAAUCAAAAUACCAAGAACGCAUCCUAUGUUCACAUUCAAAGAGAUGCCGUCAGGAGUGUCUCGUUGAAUGCACCUCCCCGCAGCAGGCCCACACAGGGGUCCUACAAUAAAGUCCAUGUUAACAAGGAACCCAAACCCAACCUCAGUCCAGACAAAUAUACGUCAACAACAUAUAAUGGUUCAGCCUGGCGAAAACGAAUUCCUUUUUCAAAAACAUAUUCAAAAAGUGAAAAGAUAUAUCCAGAGCCAAGAAGAAAUGGGAGCAGGUAACCUGGAGGUUGAGAGAAGAGAAAAAUGAGAAAAAAAGUGCCAGACACAAUCUGAUUUACAAUCAAAAAUGAAAAUUCAAAGAAUGAGAUACUCAAGUACUCUAUGCUGUAUACUGGAUAGCCAAAGAUGAUAAAAAUGCAAAUUCUGAAAAUAAGAUGCAGGAAGUACAUUGUGCUCUUUCAAGACUGAUAAAAAUGCAAAUUACAAACAGCUGCCAGUGUAUUUAUGUAGGUGUGGAAUUCAUUCUGUGCAUUACUACAAACAUUUUAAUAAAAUUUAAAAGUU